This is a messenger RNA of Neltuma alba, 1427 nucleotides long. RefSeq names its product monoglyceride lipase-like. The transcript has 7 exons. The record is from RefSeq and is a predicted model, not a curated record. Bases 63 to 1211 code for a protein of 382 amino acids. NCBI's taxonomy places the organism in Eukaryota, Viridiplantae, Streptophyta, Magnoliopsida, Fabales, Fabaceae.
CGAUCGCCUCUCGCAUUUGUUUUCUUUCCCUCCCUCUCUCCUUCCUCCGUUCCAUCUUUGCCAUGCCUUCCGCCGAGAUGGACCAGUUGACCUCUGGUGCUAGCAACCGCAUCAUUCCCAUCCUCAAAGCCCUCAGGGCCUCUUUGAUUUUCGUGUACACCGUCUUCCUUUCCUUCUUAUGGUUCUUUCUCCCUCGUCCUCGUCGCUUUUCUUCUCCUCCCUUGCUCGGCACUCCGCCUUCUUCUCCUAGGAAGCAUCGGAAACGGAGGUCCUUGUGGUUGAUCCGAGAGGAGGAUGACACCCUCCGGAGAAGAGCUUUAGCCGAAGAUGUGCGCAUGGCCCGCGAUGAUGCCACUUGCCGAUGGGCAACUUCUCUCUUCUGUGGCCUUAGAAGUAACGCUCUGUUUUGCCGCUCCUGGUUUCCUGUUUCUGAUGAUAUUAAGGGAAUUCUCGUAAUCAUUCACGGGCUUAAUGAACACAGUGGAAGAUAUGCUGAUUUUGCAAGGCAACUGACAUCGUGCAACUUUGGUGUCUAUGCAAUGGACUGGAUAGGUCACGGAGGGAGUGAUGGAUUGCAUGGUUAUGUUCCAUCACUUGAUCAUGUUGCUGCAGACAUAGGGGCAUUCUUGGAGAAGAUAAAGUUGGACAAUCCUGGGGUACCAUGCUUUCUCUUUGGUCACUCCACUGGAGGAGCUGUGGUUUUGAAGGCGGCUUCCUACCCUCAGAUUGAAGAGAUGGUGGGAGGAAUUGUAUUGACUUCACCAGCUUUGCGUGUUAAGCCAGCUCAUCCUAUUGUUCGGGCUGUUGCCCCAGUUUUUUCCCUGGUUGCUCCAAAAUUGCAAUUUAAAGGAGCAAACAAAAGGGGGAUUCCAGUUUCCAGGGAUCCAGCAGCAUUGUUGGCCAAGUACUCUGAUCCUUUGGUCUACACAGGACCCAUAAGGGUCCGAACAGGGCAUGAAAUAUUGCGUAUCUCUUCCUACUUAAUGCGGAACCUAAAAUCUGUGACAGUACCAUUCUUUGUUCUCCACGGAACUGCUGAUAAGGUGACUGAUCCGCUUGCCUCGCGAGAGCUAUACAACGAGGCAGCUUCUCGGUUCAAAGAAAUCAAACUUUACGAUGGCUUCUUGCACGACCUUCUGUUUGAACCUGAACGUGAAGGGAUAGCCCAGGACAUCAUUAAUUGGAUGGAAGAGAGAUUAAAUAACUUAUGAAAAUGUUGAUUAGUACUGGGGAAUAAUUGGAAGUGGGAUUAAAAGAGACGUUGAAUUUGGUAACCACCACUCAACAGGGCUCUUGGGAAAAAUGGUUUGUAGGAGGCAGAUAGGUAAUUCAUUUCAUGUUGGAUGCCAUAUAUGUGUGAUUGUUUGUUACGUCAGGAAAGUUGUAUUUAUUUAGCGAAGUUAUAAGUAACGUUUCGUAAUCCUGUA